AUGGGGGUUGGUAUCUACAUUUGGGUACUGUUAAUUUCUUUAUUUCAUGAUGUUUUAGGAGAAUUUGAAAGUGGAGGCUUGAAAUUAGAUUUAAUUGGCGAAGUUGCCGAUUACGGUGAUUUUUACGGGAAGAAUGAAAUUAACAUAUUCACCUUUUUAUACUACAAAUCUAAUGAUUUAUAUAAAAAUACAGUGAUUGUGUACAGUUUGGAUAAGAAAAAGAACAAAUAUGAGAUUAGCUACAUGUUUGAAUUUGAACACCAAGGGUUUUGUGAGGGAAUGAUCGUUACAGAUUGGACAAUGGACUCCCGAGUAGAUGCGCUGUUGUAUCUAAGAGAUGAAAAGGGAAUUUACAUCGUUGGAUUGGCUCAAUCGGCUCCAAUUGAUGAGGUAGAGUUUUCAAUAGCUUGGACUUCAAGGGAUUUAAUAGGUCCAUAUCUACAGCAUGAAAAUGGCAAUAUACAACUAGCCCCCGAAGAAUCUAGACAUAACAGUAAUAUCCACCCUUUACUAUGUGACAUAAAUGGCGAUGGUCGUGUGGAUAUGAUUACUCAGGGGCAUGAUGGUACGAGAGUUGUUUGGAUUAAUGAUGGAAAGGUGUUUAUCCCUUAUGCUUGGGAUGAUGUGCCAAAUGUCCGUUUUGUAAAGUACGAUCUUGGCAUGUUACAGGAUGAGGAUCAAAAUGAGAAUGUGGGUGGAAAUACGGAUAAUGUACAGCUUUUAAACAUCACUGUCCCGCAUUCCAAUGGGUUUGUCGAUAUAAACGGUGAUUGUAGGCCAGAUCUAUUAUUCACCGUUGGCACUGAUAAUGUUCAUAUGAUUGAGAUUUGGUUGUCGGAUGUGGAAGUGGGUGAAAAUGUUGUUGUUACAAAUUAUAGGCAAAUUGAAAAGCUCCAACUGCCCGUUCAUCCCGGUCAAUUAAUCUUCGCUGAUUUUAACGGCGAUGGGAGUAUUGAUAUAGGUAUCCCAUCUUGCAUUCCUGAUGAAGGAUCAAAAAAUUGUAUUUCUUCUAGUUUCAACAUUAUGUUCAACCAUCAGCAACCAUUGUGUAACAAUUUAUGGAAGGAUUCCACCGUUAAGUGUAGGAAGCCUACGGAACUGUGUACAAAAACGCCAUUUGAAAUCUCCAAAUAUCAAGUUGUAAAGUUUGACAAUUCUGAAGUGUCUGGGGCUAAUGAUUUUGUUUAUAUGAACAACUCAAACUUUGGAAAUAUUUUGAGGCUUGCCUAUGGGGAUUUUGAUCUCGACGGUUACCCAGAUUUGGCAUUCAUCGCAUCAAACGUCACAUCUCCAGAGCCUAGCAUAGUUGUAUAUAAGAACAUGCUAUUUGACAAAGACUCUAGGUUUGUGCUCGUGAAAUCUAUACCAAUCGAAAAUUCUAAAUACGACUACCGCCUGUCUUUCUUCGACGUAUUCGAAGAUGGAGACCUGAAUGUUAUACUAUUCGGAUUGCCUAAUGAGGAACAGUUGGGUAAUAACAUUUUUGUGAAGGCUAAUGAGGAUGAAAGUCCAAAAGAUGGUGAAAAUUGUGAAGAAAAGAAAGAUAAAAAGGAGUAUGAUAUGAGCAAGUACGAUAUCAAGUACCUUCCCUUUGAAUCAUACAAAUGGAAUGUUAAAGAAUUUGGUCUGUUCCUAAAAGCUUCCUCCAUUGGUCCACUGUCACACAUCCACUUCCAAGAUGACAUUAAUUUCGAAACUAAUAUACACGGUCCUGUAUUUGUUAUCACUGUUAGCGAUAUCUAUGGAGAGAAGGCUCCCAGACAAGCAAUACAACGCCCCUUAUCAGGAUAUCUACCCUUACAACUUCCUUACGUAAUUUUUGGGCUGGGGAAUACCAACAACUACGUGGAGGAGUUUUAUUUGGGGAUGCCCAGCGCCUCGCACGACUACAAGGAUAUGUGGAUUUCAAUCAUUCCCAACUGUUUUGUCAUUGCAGUUACAUUUCCCCUUGACAUACCCAGCAAGUGGAACUUGAAGUUAUCUAUUAAUCCCUCCAAAAAGUUUAUGCCAAUACUAUUUACCAACUUGGCAUGCCUUGGCAUUAUUGGGCUGUUUAUUAUCGUAUUUCAUGCUAAAGAGAAGAGGGAGGAUUCGGAGCAGGAGAAGGGAUUCAAACAGAAAUUUAUUGCACACUAG
Messenger RNA from Babesia microti strain RI, 2136 nucleotides. RefSeq names its product T-cell immunomodulatory protein homolog. Gene Ontology annotation, cellular component: plasma membrane. The coding region runs from base 1 to 2136 and encodes 711 amino acids. The transcript has 6 exons. Lineage: Eukaryota; Apicomplexa; Aconoidasida; Piroplasmida; Babesiidae. The record is from RefSeq and is a predicted model, not a curated record.